Messenger RNA from Epinephelus lanceolatus (giant grouper), 6175 nucleotides. It is a transcript of the gene mazb, whose product is annotated as MYC-associated zinc finger protein b (purine-binding transcription factor). Gene Ontology annotation, molecular function: DNA-binding transcription factor activity, RNA polymerase II-specific; RNA polymerase II transcription regulatory region sequence-specific DNA binding. The record is from RefSeq and is a predicted model, not a curated record. Gene Ontology annotation, cellular component: nucleus. Gene Ontology annotation, biological process: embryo development; regulation of transcription by RNA polymerase II. NCBI's taxonomy places the organism in Eukaryota, Metazoa, Chordata, Actinopteri, Perciformes, Serranidae.
CAUCAUUAUUAUAGGCCGACAGGCAGGCUCUGUGCGCACUGCCCUUUAAGAUGCGUCUGUAAUCUGGCCGUUAAUGGAAAGUCAUUCCUGCUGUUUUCUGCGGUGCAGGCAGGAGAUCUGCUCCAGCUGGCCUCGGGAAGGAGACAGGAAAAAAAACAACCGACCGACACGACCGUGGCGCAUUUUGUGUCGGCCCACAAACCCAGGAAGGAAGGGAAGAGGACGGGCCCCGCCGAGGGAGACGGAAAUGAGAGGGGGGUGUCCAAAGAGGAAACCCUAUCCCUUUAAGAGCAAGUGGGACAUAGCGGUGCGAGAAAAGGAGAGGAGGGGGAGAAGAAAGAGGAAUUAAAAAAGAAAAGGAAGAAAGAGACAGGGAGGGAGGAGGGAGAGCGGGCGAUAAAAAAAGAAAGAUGACAUCCUCGCAGCUGAACGGCCGAGGUGGAGCGAUAGGCUGCGGCCCGGCGAGAGCGCCGCUCGCCGGGGUCAGGGCUUGAAUCCAACAACGAGGCUUCGACAAACACCCGAUUGGCCUAUUGGGGGAAAUCGGAAAAAUAGAUUCAUAAAUUAAAAAACAAAGCAUGAGUUGCUGUGCUGCCAGAUACGUGUGUUAUAACUCAUAUUUUUCAUGUUCUCUUGCGUACAAAUGCAUUUAUUUCCCGUAGAGUGGUUUGUGUUUAUUGCGAAAGUGUGAUAGUGUAAAAUGCGCUUUUUGGUGGGCUUUGAGAGCACUUUGGUUGUGUGAUGUGGCGUUUUAGUGAAGGUUGGUGUUUGGUGAAUGAAAGUUAGACACCAAAGUGAGAAGAGAAGCAGGCCAUUAUAGGAGCUGGCCUGCUCCACUCCUGCCUGUGUGCUGCAGCCUGCGUUAGUCAACAGCUGCGUGCAUUUUAAUUGACAGCAUUAGGCUACCUCAAUGAGAAAAACAUAUUUUUGCGGACGACUUUAUUCACGUUUCGCAAGAAAAUCCAGGAGCCCGGCGUCUCUGCUGCAGGACAGGCGACUGUUUGCGCCUCGAUCACCGGUGGGCCGAUCAAAACCAUGCAAAGGCUGCCCUCCUCGAUCUCAAUCAGGAGCUGACGUUAUAAUCUCCAUCGCUGUGGCGCAAAAUGGAUGCUGCUUGGAGCAAUUUUCUCUUCCAGAAUACUCCCACCCAAAACCAAGUGGAGGGGAGCCUCCAAUCAGAGCUCAUGCCCGUGCAUACGAGUUCUCCCCAAACCCCACCCACAGAGCACAUAGCACAGCCUCCUUCGACUGUGGACACUGCUGCUCUCAGUGAGGAACCCCUGCCUGGUGAGGGACACUGCACUGCAUCCUACACCUGUGGAGCUGACAAGAGUAAAUACACAACACUCUACUCUCAUGGGGAGGAUUCAGUGAAGCCAGUGUCUCGGCCGCCCCGCGUGCCCCACAUCUGUGCCAUCUGCAACAAGCAGUUCAAGAACAACUACAACCUGCGGCGGCACCAGUCGGUCCACACUGGGGUACGCAUGAAGGACAGGGCCAGAGAGCAGGCGGAGGGGGCAAAGGAGGGAGCAGCCGGCCAGGUUGCGGUGGCGGUGGCGGCCCCGUCGGCGAUGGCGGUGGGGGCCGGAGGGAGGGCGGAGAGGCCCACUGUUCCCCUCUCCCUGCUACACCUCUCCGCACCUCCCACUCUCGCCCCUCCCGGCGUGCUGGCGGGGGCCCAGCAGCCUCCCCUGGGUAGUCAGGAUGGUGAAGGGGUUGCCAUGGCUAACGUAAUGGCUAGUGUUAACCCCCAUGCUCCGCCUCCUGCUGCUGUCGUCAUGGCCACAGGGGCGACAGUACAGCGGCCUGCAAAUCCCAACCCGAACCCGGUGAGGAAGAACCACGCCUGCGAGACCUGUGGCAAGGCGUUCCGCGACGUCUACCACCUCAACCGCCACCGCCUGUCUCACUCAGACGAAAAGCCGUUUUCCUGUCCAAUCUGCCAGCAGCGCUUUAAGAGGAAGGACCGCAUGAGCCACCACGUGCGCUCCCACCAGGGUGGUGUGGAAAAACCCUAUGUCUGCCCCCACUGUGGCAAGGCUUUCUCCAGGCCGGACCAUCUAAACAGUCACGUCAGACAGGUGCACUCCUCAGAGCGACCCUUUAAAUGCCCGACCUGUGAGUCCAGCUUUGCCACGAAGGAUCGUUUGCGUGCACACAUGAUUCGCCACGAGGAGAAAGUCCCCUGCCACAUCUGUGGCAAGCUCCUGUCUGCCGCUUACAUCACAGAUCACAUGAGGGUGCACAACCAGUCACAGCACCACGCCUGCCAUCUCUGCAACCGCAGUUUCACCACACUGACAUACCUUCGUGUCCAUGCCCAGAAGCACCAUGGCCAGGAGUGGAAGGACAGUCCGGGCGGAUUCGGUGGCACAGCCUCAGGCGGCAUACUCGUCUGCCACUUGUGCGGCGUCCACUGCAAGACACCCACUCAGCUCCAGGGUCACAUGGGCACCCAUAGCAACAACCAGGGUGCCCCGAGCCCCAUCACCUCUAAUGUGGCUGCCAGCAGCUCUGUCUCCCUUAGCAACAUGGUGACAGCGCCUACUGUGUAUGUCACUGGCAACACGGUGGUGGACCUGCUCGUCACAGACUGCUCUAGCAUCGCAGCACCACAGUCCCACAGUUAGCAGUAGAGAGCGCGGCAAUAAUAACCUCAGUCCCUUAACAGAGGGCAAGGUUAGAGAAGGUCAAAGUUACGCGUAGAUGCUGAUCCGGUUUCAGUUUUGUAAUGUCCCCACUUAUAGGUAAGGUUAGGAUUAAAAGGUGGGGAGAGAUUAACUCCAGUCAGCAUUCAAGGGCAGUAUCACCUCAGAGCUGCAGAGCUGGAGCAUCGGAGAAAAGGAAGCUGUAUUAAUAGAGCAAUGAAGUCAUGGAAAGAGGAACCUUUGUGGCUGCAGCGGCUUCAUUGACACUAACGACAAACAUGGAUGUGCUGCCCAAAUAUUCCCGAGUGCUCUCGUGCAUUGAGGACUCCAGUGAAACUGUGGUAUUGUGAGCAUCUACUGUAUUACUGUCCCCUCUCUGCCCUCUCUCUCUGUCCCUCCCCUCAACCCUGGCAUUGGCUGCUCUCUGCAAGUGCACCAAGUACUGUAUAUCUCUCACCAGCUCUGAUCUUACCUCCAUUUUGCAGCUCACUUACUAAGAAUCCAAAUGGCUUGCGUUAAGAAGUAGUAGGCAGAAAAUAGCUCAUAGAAAACGUAACGAAGAAACACUUUAGAGGGGAAGUUGUGUGUUUUGGGUGUGCGCGUAAGUCAGGGCUCUGCUAGCAUGUUAGCUUGUUUGUUGACAAAACUAAAAUCAACAUUUGAUUUUUGCAAAGCUGUAAUGCCAGUUUAUUAAAGGGUAGCUUUGGUAUUUUUUUUUUCUUACCUGGACCCUUUUUCCCCACGUUUUUGUGUCUAACUAACUAAUAGGAACAACAAUUCUUGAAACUGGUCCAGUAUUAAGCAAGAGCGCUGCAGCUGGCAACAGCAACAGGCUGCAGUGUAAUGUUAAGGGCAAUUGUGCACCGUCAAUCUACAUCAACUAAAAGUGUUUGUUUUUGCCACUGACAGGCUCAGAUUAAUAUUAUAAGUGUCUGACACCAUUAUGGAAAGUACCCCGACAGAGAUAGGCCUUUUUGUUUAACCAGAAACAGCCCUGAAAUCGCUAUCACCAAACCCACCAGACUCAAUUUAAAUAAACAGUAAUUUUAUUAUUGUAAAACACUCUUCAUUCUAAGGUGACAGAAACAAAAUUAACUCAUAAAAGCCAUCUUGGUUCAUCUUUCCACUGUUCCAACAAUCAACAGCUCUGGUUUGGUUGAAAUCAAACCUUAAUUCACCCAGUUAGAUGUGAAUAUAUGCUGGAUCUAUACAGGCUAAAAUUACUGUUUAUUUAAAUGGAGUCUGGUGAGUUUGCCGAUAGCGAUUUUGGGGCUAUUUCUGGUCAAACAAAAAUGAUCUUGUUCCUAAACAAAAACCUCUAUCUCUGCAGGGAUCCUUUCCACAAUGUACAAAUACAUGGGACACAGAUUGGGCGCAACACAUCUGCAGCAUGCCCACAGUAGAGGGCGUCCAUUAUAAUCAACUGAAGCUGCUACACUGACCACAGAAGCAGCGCUUGCCCAACGUUAUUUUAACGUAGCUCUUCUUUUUUUUCUGUACACAUGGCUCUGCAGCCCUCUAAAGGCGAGUACCUUGUGUUUAAAAUGAUAAAAUUGAAUAUGUCUGGGACAUCUGUGGCUUAGUGGAUAGAACAGGCACCCCGUGUACAAGGCUGUUGCCGCAGCGGCCCGGGUUCGACUCCAGCCUGUGGUCCUUUGCUGCAUGUCAUUCCCUCUCUCUCUCUCCCCCCUUCACGCCUAACUGCCCUGUUAAUUAAAGGCAAAAACACCCCAAAAAAUAUCUUUAAAAAAAAAAAAAAAAUUAAUACGUCAUUGUAGAGGUAGAGGUAAUGCGAAGCAGCAGAGCAACUACGUUGUUACGUUUCACAUUAAAUCAAUUAAAUCAGUGCAUUCUGUAGUUAAAAUAUUAAUUAAUUUAGCACCAGUUAAUGUAGCCAACGCUUCCAGACCCUCCAUAAUCAGCUGCAUCAUCACUCAUUGCAUAUCAGUGUGCACACAGAGAAGCUAACAGCAACCCACAUGCUACAAAGACCGUCUGUGUAGCAGGUAAAAAAUCCAGCUCAAUCUUCCUGGUGUGUCGCCAUUAUAAUAAUAAUCUGAGCCUGUCAGUGGCAAAAACAAGCACUUGUAGUUGUCAAUUGAUGGCGCACAAAUGCCCCAAUCGGUUACGUUGCAGCCCAUGUCAUGGCUUGCUUAAUACUGGACCAAUUUCAAAAAUGCUAUUUCCUGUUUGUCACUUGGCCACAAAAACAUGGGACAACAGGGUCCAGCUUGAAAAAUACCAAAGUUGCCCUUUAAGUCUCCAGAGGGCUGUUUAUUGAUCAGGACAGAAGGCCAUACGUGUUGUGGUUGGUAUGGAAUCGUGGGAUGUACUUGUUUAUUUGUUUCCUAAAGGUACAGAGAUAAGAAAAAAGUUGUGUUCAGGAGUGUCAAGCACCUUAAAUAGUUAUUGUUUGAUUCAGCGAGGAUCAAAAUGGGUUUGAGAUUUCUUGGAUUUUCUUGCUCUGAGUCUUCCUCUCUGAGUCUGGCCAUCAAAAAAAAAAAAAAAAAAAAGAGAAAGAAACUGCUAAUCAACACUUCAGCUUCUGACAUGGCAAUUCUUGCACCAGAAAACUACCUUUUUGCAUGAAAGUAAGCUAGCUCAGUCAUGCUUAUCGUUAGGGAGCUGUCAUGACAAAAGAAACCUUUUUAGCAGUUCCACCGAAUUAGUUGGCUGUAAACAAUAAUACUUAUAAAAGUGUUGAUUUUACUCAGAACAUUUUAACAUCGUCGGCCAUUCAUUUGAUUGUAACUGUCAUUGCCAUAGUCCUUUUUUGUUUUCUGUAUGUACCAGUCCAAUGAGUGAAACUUAUGCAUUAGAUUUAGUCAUUUAACUCUGUAUAGCACAUAAUGCUCCGAACGCAAGUCAUUAUCGUUCUACAUUAAUCACGUGAGGAAUGGUCACUUGUCUGUUGGAUAUCUUUGGUUGCUUUGAGUUUUCUUGUGAGUGGCGUGGUGUCGAGAAAGGGCUUAUAAAGUCAUAAGUACAAUGGGAGAUUGACAACACCACUUGGUAUGCUGUAAACAAAUCCUGGUUUUGUACUGGAGUGCUUUUUCAGUUUUGUGUUAAUAUGUUACCUUGGAAUUUGUAGAGUUGUUUCUUUCUUCCUUUUUCUUUUUCUUUGGAAAUGUGUUCUUCCUGUUGAGAAAAGUAGUGAUUUAUUAAAAAAAAGUUAAUUUUAGGUUUUCUCCAUCACACUAAGAAAAAAAAUAAUACCUCUACUCUAGGAUUCUGUACAGCUCUUGUGAUACAUCUUAAUGCCUUAUCGUACUCAACUGCAUUUUAAUUCUUUUAUGAUGAAAUAUUUCAAAUCUUAGUCAUGGAUUCAUUAAGAAUAUUAAUGGGAUGUAUUUAUAUUUAUAUUUUUAUAUUUCUCAACAGUAUGCAUGUCUAAAAGGUUGUUAGAGCAAAAAAAAAAAACAAUGAUGCUUAAUACAGUCAUAAAUAUUAUGUUAUUUUGUAGAUGAAGUAGAGAUCAUGUUAUUAUUUUGUAAUUUGGACAAUUUAAAGUAAAAAGAGUAAACAGG